AUGGGUAUUGCUGCGAAGUUCUCGCCAAGGAGAGCACUCCGAUACUUUCGGAUUUUUCAUGGGGUUUACGAUGAGUUUUGGGACAAGACCCGUUCUAAUCGGUGGCCGGAUUGGCCCAGGAAGACGAAGAGUCGCGGGCGAGUUGAAGGGACUUCGCGCCCGCUUUUCCUGCUACUGGAGCGGCGGCUGGCAACAGGGAGGGUCCUUGGAGGCUCGCAGGCGAGCUGGGGAGGGAGGGGUGGCGAUGGGGCAGCAAGGGGAGGAGAGAGGAGAGAGGAGAGAGAAAAUGGAGAGGGAAGAGAGGCAGUUGGGAUGCGCGAGGAAGAAGAGGAGAAAAGGAAGAGGGUUGAUCUAAUUCAACCGGUCCGAUUCAAUUCAGGAGACGUAAUAGAGUUUACUGCUGAGGAAUUAAAAGGUUACAUCAGAGAAGGAAAAAUUGUUGGGAGAGGAGCAUUUGGUCCAGUUUACAAAGGGAUCAUCAAGGGAAGGCAAGAGAGAAAUAUUAACGGCGAACAUGUAGCCAUCAAAUUCUCCCGCAACAAAUGUGAAAGCGCAAGCACCCAGUGGCGAGCUGAAAAGGAUUAUCUACCAGAAGUAAAGCAUCAAAACAUCAUCAAGCUGAUAGGCUACUGUGAAAGUGAAGAAAGGUUCUACCUUGUGUAUCCAUUCAUGCAAAAUGGGACUGCCUUGAGUCAGUUAUCAGGCCUGGAUUGGCACAAAACCCUUAAAAUUAUCAAAGGAGUUGCGAGUGCCAUACAGAAGUUACAAGGGUUUACACCUGCACUUGUCCGCAGGGAUAUAAAGCUGGACAAUAUUCUGCUUGAUCAGGUCAAUUAA
Molecule: messenger RNA, 837 nt
Organism: Hevea brasiliensis (rubber tree)
Lineage: Eukaryota; Viridiplantae; Streptophyta; Magnoliopsida; Malpighiales; Euphorbiaceae
Product: serine/threonine-protein kinase RIPK-like
Exons: 5
Coding region: 1-837 (278 amino acids)
Biological process (GO): protein phosphorylation
Cellular component (GO): plasma membrane
Molecular function (GO): protein kinase activity; ATP binding
Source: RefSeq, a predicted model, not a curated record